AAAGAGUUGUUGCAUGUUCACACUAAUCGAUACUCUUCAGUUCUUCUUCUCUUACAUCUUUUUUCAUCUAAAAAAUGCACAUUGUUUUCUCCGUCAAACUCUUAGUUAAAAGAUUAUGAAGUCCACCUGAUCCCCUAUUCUCCGCUAUGUUUGUAAGUCCACAAUGUGUUCUCCGUUGAAACUUUUAACCUUCUUUUAUAUCUACAUCGGAAAUCAUUUAAAAUUCACAUCGAUUCACUUGUCCUCUUCUGCAACCACCUCCGACUCGCCAUGAACCUGAGCUCCGACUUCUUCCAUCCACUGCCGCGUCAGAAUGUACGCCGUCAAGCUUAUCCCUUCACGACGGUGCUUCACCUUCCACCUAUGUUUACGUCGAGACCGUCGCGAGACCGCUGCAAAAUUUACACGGCGUACUCCUUCGUCACCGGAUCUUUAGUCGCUUUGCUCUACCGACGUCGUCAUGCUCGGAUUCAAGCACUGCCAUCGUGCUCCUCCUUGCCAUCUCCAUCAAGCUCAAGAUCCGGCGAAGAGAAAGGUUGAUCUAUCCAAUGGUGACUUUCUAUUUUUUUGCACGACAUGUCCCUGGCGUUCUAGUUCUUUUCAAUUUGACCCCAAACAUUUUAGACUUACAGAAACAUCCUCGCGAAUCAACCCCAAAUCUUUCAAUCGUGCGAUGUAGCCAAGUGGGUCAUUCGACAGUUACAUAUUUUAUUAGACACCCUCGUAUUUUAUUAAAUGGUUCAUAUUUUGUUAGCAAGCUAUAUGAGCACCAAAUAUAAUAGACGGUUAUAUAUUUUAUUAGACGGGAUAGAUAACGUUGUUAGCAAGCUAUGUGAACAGAUUACAUAUGGUAAUAAUAGUAAAUAUUAUAGUUGAAAUAAGAAGAUUAUGAAAGCUAAUAAAGAAAAUUGAGAAAAUGAGAGAAAAGUAAAACAAGAGAAGAAAGAAAACAGAAUAAUAUUUUAAAUAAAAUAAUAUUUCUUGAAUAGUGGGGUCUACUAUUUUUUUUGCAUAAGAAAAUCAUUUCUACGGGAUUCUCUUGCCUCUUAACAUAACAAAAUGAAUAAUAGGGCCAUCAGUGUAUUUUAGACCUACUAAUGUUGGAUUCCACUACCCUUUUCUAUCCUUGCAAAUUUCAUAAUUAUUGACUAUUUUCUGUGCAAAUGGCUCUAACAUCUAUGGUAUAAAAUUUAAAAUAAAAAUAUUUUUAUAUUUGUAGCUAUAUUAAAUGUAUUAUUAUUAAGAUUACUUAGUAUUUUUUGCUCUUCACUGAAUGACAUUUUGAUCAUUUUCUUGUGUGUUUGAUAAAAACUUGUGUUUUAGGAGAAUUGCCAUAUUUUGUAUAGGGUAAAAACUGUAUUUUUUAUUUAAUAUAUCGAUGUAGGAUAUUCUGAUUAGAUCUUUUGUAUCUAGAUAUCUGCUUGACUAUAUGUAAAAUCAGAUCAAAAUCGAUUCAAACUAGCUAGUAUGAUAAUGAAUUUCAGCCAUAGUAGUUUGAAUUUUAUUUUUGAUUUAUUCGACAUUAUUCACAACAUAUAGGAUAUAGCCAUUUUGCAAUCCAGUUUGUUCUUAAUUAUGCUAUGUAACCAGUUGACACAGAGAAAAUCAAACAGGUUAUAGUGAUAGAAUUGUUUGAUAUUGAAACCGUGUUUUGAAGAUUUACAAGGCAGGUAAUAAAACGCAAGUAUAUUUUAUUUUCGGUUAAUCAAAAUACACACCGGUUAGGUAUGAAACCGAUAAAAUCGGGUAGGGUAAUAAGAUAUCGUUACCCAAAAGAACAAAGCCCACAACGAGAAGUAAUGGGCUUUCAUUACCAGAGGGAAAAAAAGCAAAAACACGGGAGAAGAAGUUUGUGGAAACGGCACCAACGAGAUCUAUCUUAGCACGAGCCGAACCCGGAUUGUGGUGUAGAGAAGGAAGAAGAGAGAGAUCGAAAGAAGAUGAACAUUUUCAGAUUAGCAGGUGAUAUGACUCACCUGGCCAGUGUUCUCGUCUUGCUCCUCAAGAUCCACACCAUCAAAUCCUGCGCCGGUGUGUCAUUGAGGACGCAAGAGCUCUACGCCAUUGUGUUCGCUACGCGUUACUUGGACAUUUUCACGAGCUUCGUGUCUGUCUACAACACCUUCAUGAAGCUGGUCUUCUUAGGGAGCUCCUUUUCGAUUGUCUGGUACAUGAGGUACCAUAAGGCUGUCCACAGGACUUACGACAGGGAGCAGGAUACGUUUCGCCACUGGUUCCUUGUGCUUCCUUGCCUUGUCUUGGCUCUUCUCAUCCACGAGAAGUUCACCUUUCUUGAGGUGCUCUGGACGUUUUCAUUGUACUUGGAAGCUGUUGCUAUAUUACCUCAGCUUGUCUUGCUGCAAAGGACUAGAAAUAUCGAUAACUUGACUGGCCAAUACAUUUUUCUCCUUGGUGGGUACAGGGGAUUGUACAUCCUAAACUGGAUCUACCGUUACUUCACUGAGCCCCACUUUGUUCACUGGAUAACAUGGAUCGCGGGGCUUGUCCAGACAUUGCUCUAUGCCGACUUCUUCUACUAUUAUUUCCUUAGCUGGAAGAACAACAAAAAGCUCCAAUUGCCAGCUUAAUUUUCUACAGUUUUCGAUGCGCGGAAACCCUAAGGAUUCAAUUUGGUGCCGGUUAGAGGUUUACCAAUUUACUCUGUUGGUGGUUAAUGGAGGAGACGAGCAUAUAGAUAUAUGUGUAAACUCCAGCGACCUAACUUACAUUAUACUCUCUUUCUUGAACUUUUUUCGUCAGUCUCAGCUUUUUUGCUCGAGUCAAGUAAUGUUACUAGAGGAUUUCGACAGGUGGACAGUAAAACAUCCCAUCUCAACGAGAUUUGAACCACUA
Molecule: messenger RNA, 2853 nt
Organism: Brassica napus (rape)
Lineage: Eukaryota; Viridiplantae; Streptophyta; Magnoliopsida; Brassicales; Brassicaceae
Product: ER lumen protein-retaining receptor B
Exons: 5
Coding region: 1941-2588 (215 amino acids)
Biological process (GO): protein retention in ER lumen; endoplasmic reticulum to Golgi vesicle-mediated transport
Cellular component (GO): membrane; endoplasmic reticulum; cis-Golgi network
Molecular function (GO): ER lumen protein retrieval receptor activity
Source: RefSeq, a predicted model, not a curated record